Molecule: messenger RNA, 2641 nt
Organism: Tachysurus fulvidraco (yellow catfish)
Lineage: Eukaryota; Metazoa; Chordata; Actinopteri; Siluriformes; Bagridae
Gene: cav1
Product: caveolin 1
Exons: 3
Coding region: 129-671 (180 amino acids)
Biological process (GO): negative regulation of endothelial cell proliferation; caveola assembly; negative regulation of protein tyrosine kinase activity
Cellular component (GO): Golgi apparatus; perinuclear region of cytoplasm; caveola
Molecular function (GO): protein kinase binding; transmembrane transporter binding; molecular adaptor activity
Source: RefSeq, a predicted model, not a curated record
CCGUCGCCUCCCACUGCGCUUCAUCUGUACAGUCACUGUAUCUUUCUCUCUCUCUCUCUCUCUCUCUCUCUUUCCUCUCUCUCUCUCUCUCUUACACACACUCAGACACACGCGCGCGCCGCGGCAGCAUGACCGGCGGUCCUAAAGACGGAGAUACCGAGGAAUACAUUCACUCACCGUUCAUCAGGAAACAGGGGAACAUAUACAAGCCAAACAACAAAGAUAUGGACAGCGACAGCAUCAACGAGAAAACCUUGCAGGACGUCCACACCAAGGAGAUAGACCUGGUCAACCGGGACCCCAAGCAUUUAAACGACCAUGUGGUUAAGGUGGACUUCGAGGACGUGAUCGCCGAGCCUGCGGGCACCUACAGCUUCGACGGCGUGUGGAAAGCCAGCUUCACCACGUUCACGGUCAGUAAGUACUGGUUCUACCGACUGCUGACGGCACUGGUGGGCAUCCCGCUGGCGCUCAUCUGGGGCAUCUUCUUCGCCAUCCUGUCCUUCCUGCACAUCUGGGCGGUGGUGCCGUGCGUGAAGAGCUACAUGAUCGAGAUCCACUGCAUCAGCCAGGUCUACUCCAUCUGCGUGCACACCUUCUGCGACCCGCUGUUCGAAGCCAUGGGGAAGUGCUUCGGCAAUGUCCGCCUCACCACCACGAAGGUGGUGUAGGAGCGCAAGGAAGUGAAGGAAGAAAUAAAGCCUGGGGUGGGGGUGCGGGCUGGGUGGGGGUUAGGUGGUGUGGAGUGGAGAGAGUGGAGGGGAAUAAAAGAUUAAAAAGGAAAGAGGGAGUGAAAAAAAUAGCCCUUCAUGUUGAAGAGGUUGACGUGAAAAGAAUAGAGAGACUUUCCAGUCUCAGGUUAGUGAUUUCAGUCUCCCUAGGGUUAGGGUUAGGGUCAGGGUCAGGGUUAGGGUCAGGGUCAGGGUCAGGGUUAGGGUCAGGGUCAGGGUCAGGGUUAGUCUGGGUUUCUCUACGGAAAUAUGAAAUGUUAAGGAUUUUAUUUCAUUUGUUAGCGUUAAUCACGACACGAGCAGCAGGUCAGCCUUGCAUUUUAUUCCGCUUCCUGGGACAAGGCUGUGAAUCUUAACCUUUUGUUUUUGUCCCGCUUCACUUAUGCUUCAGUCCACAUAUAAACCAUCCAUCGUCUUUUUCCUCCCCGUUUUAUUUUAUUUUAUUUUUGUUAGUUUGAACUAAAACUUAACCUGAAUCCUUUUCAUUCUUUAUAAUUACUUGUGGAAGUUUACUAAAGUUUAUAAAACAGACAUUUGUCUCUGUGGAUCGUCACUAAAACGAAGCCCGGAUCAGGAAACGUCCUUUUGUGAGAGACGUCCUAAAACUUUUAAUGUGGACAAAGCUUAUUAAAAAUAAAACCACCAAAGCGCAGGCGUUGACCUGCUCAUCGACUCCCCCUUCUGUGUAAAUCGACAUAAAACAAGACGGUAAAUAUUUAAACAUUUAUGUUCCAUAGAGAGACGAUCGGCCGAUCGGGAACGAUCGAACUAAUCUGCAAAUGAUUUUUUUUAUUCUAACAAUCAAUAAACGAGAAAUUCGCAUAUAUAAAUGAUUAUAUAAUUAAAGCAGCAAUUUAAAAAGCUUAAAAAAAUCAAGCAGUGUACAGGAUAAUUCGAGACCUCGUGCGUUUCUUUACUUCUUUACUUUUUUUUGCGCGCAAAAUGUCUGUGCGUGAAUUUUAAAACACUAGUCAAGUGUUUGUGUGUUUGUUUGUUUUUUUGCCCCUUCAGGGCUCCGUAUACUUUUUUUUAAUGAUUAAUAAAAUGAUAAAGUGGGCGUGUUCCUGCUGAUUUUUCGAGACUGCCCAUGACACUGCAUGCUGCCGUUGCUGUACCGCGGGCCAAACUCGAGGCCAUUUGACUUUCAGCGUAAAGCUAACACGAGAAAGCGAGAGAGAGAGAGAGAGAGAGAGAGAGAGAGAGAGAGACUGUACCUGCUUUUGCAACACCAAACUAACCAGCUUUGUUUUUUUUUCUUCUCAUUUGAGCGACGUUACAGACCGACGAGCUAAACUAAACUAACUAAAACCUUAGAGGCUUUUUAGAGUCAGCGAAGCCUGAGCUUUUAGCUUGAAGGCACCGCUUUAGCAAACAUCCACUAUAUGAACAUGAAGUACUUUUAUUUUAUUUUAUUUUUUAUUCUUCUUCUUAUUUUUUUUUCACAUAUUGUUCAUAACUCUUUAUCGAUCAGCUGAGGUGCAUUGCGUCACGACACAAGUUGUAUGUCUGUAUUUGUUUGUGCAAAGAGAAAUAAUAUUAAUAAUAAGUGCCUGGACAAAAAAAAAAAAAAUUAAGAUAUCGAAUUCUUCUCUUUUUUUUAUUUUAUUAUUUUUUUAUUUCACACACUGGCAAAAGACUCAAGCUGGAAGAAGCUUAAAGCCCCUUGGACUCUUUGGAAACCGGGGCGCUUUUUCUUGUCUUUUCUACAGCCAUCGAGCUCCGUUUCUUUUCCUUUUUCUUUUCGACUCAGACGCCGUACUGUCUACCUGCUGUCUCUGAGGAUGGGAAAAUGUCCGAUGAAAAGGGCGUCUUGCGAUGGGAGAGCUGUAUUUUAUUUUUUUUUUUACAUACCUUUCCUGCUUUUUACUGUAAACUUCACGCCGUGUACAUUAAAAAAAAAUGAAACCGUG